Molecule: messenger RNA, 1188 nt
Organism: Clunio marinus
Lineage: Eukaryota; Metazoa; Arthropoda; Insecta; Diptera; Chironomidae
Source: the annotation of a GenBank genome assembly
AUGAUGACAGAAGUGACAAAGAUGUUUUCUUCAAACACUGAACAUAUUUAUGACGUUGCAAAACCAAUGCACAUUUGUUCUCAGCUUCUCGGUUUAACAUCUUUUAAAGUUGUGAAGAAAAAUAAAGUUAUCGUGGAUUCUGUGACAGUUUUCAAUGUUUUGAUUUUGAUAUUGUCAACCUUUCUUUACAUUUUCGCUAUUUUUCUGUUUUGCACAAAUUACAUUGCUGGAUGGAAAGUUAAACAAGUUAUCACAUCAAAAAUUUUCGAAUGCACCAUUUGGUGGGUUGCUGUCUGCUAUUUCGUCACUCAUAUUAUAAUGAACUGGUGGUUUCUAUUUUCCCGAAAACAUUUCAUCAACAUUUUCAAUAAAUUGAACGCUGUUGAUGAAAAUCUGUCAGAUUUGGACGUUGAAUUGAAGACUACAAGACAUCGAAAUGUAAUCUUUUGGGUUUCAUUGAUAACUUCGACAUACUUUGUAUUAACAACAACAUUAGGAUAUGUGGCUUCUACAAAUCAAGAUACUUUACGCAUUGGAAUAGCAAUAUAUGUGAUAUUUUUCUCAGUCAUUUACCGAAACUUUUUUCUUAAUUAUCACUUCAUUUUCAUUAUGUGGGGAAUCAAAAUAAGAUAUCAAAAAAUUAACAGUUUAAUGAAAGAAUUUCUUGGACAUUUGAACCCAAGUCAAAAUGUCGAGAAAGGUGAUGAAAUAUUGAACCAAAUUGCAAAAAUUCAUGACAAACUUGUGGAUGUCAGUGAGCAUAUUAAUCGUACUUAUGGCUUUCCAAUGUUGAUGGGAACAGCAACAAAUUUCUCUUAUCUAACUGUUGGUAUUUUUGGAAUAAUACGAUUGUUACUUCACAAAACGGAUCAGGCAGCACAUGCUAUAAUUCACAUUGUCUGGAUGUUAUUUUUCUCUGCUUUGAUAUUUGCAAACUUCUAUUUUGGACACGUCACGAACAAGGAGGCACGAAAGACUGCAAAUUUAUUACACAAAAUCGGAAACAAAGAGUUUGCAAUCGUUUCGUUGACAAGUGUAACAAAAUUUUCUCAACAACUCAUGCAUCGCAUGCCUGUUUUUUCUUGUGGUUUGUUUCCCUUCGAUGGAGCUUUGGCUUUCAAGAUUGUAGGCGCAAUUUCACUUUAUCUUGUGAUUUUAUUUCAAUUUGAGAAUACAGAACAAAAAUAA